UGAAGUCAGAGCCGGGCGUGAGCCAAUGCGGUCGGGAGGCGGGGCUCCGUUAUAUGUAGAAAGAGCCCGGGGGAUUGUCACGGCAAUCUCCGCGUCUGACGUGCGGCGCAUUUGCCGGAGUUUUCAGGCGCAGUGUACGCCGGUGCCAUGAGCUACACAGGCUUUGUCCAGGGAUCUGAAACCACUUUGCAGUCAACGUACUCAGACUCCAGUGUUCAGCCCACCUGUGAUUAUGGAUAUGGAACUUGGAACUCUGGGACAAACAGAGGCUACGAUAACUAUGGUUAUGGCUAUGGCUAUGGCCAGGAUAACACCACCAACUAUGGGUACGGUAUGGCCACUUCAAACUCUUGGGAAAUGCCUAGCUCUGACACAAACGCAAACCCUAGUGCUGUGGGUAGCACCAGUGCUGAUUCCGUUUUGUCCAGAAUUAACCAGCGCUUAGAUAUGGUGCCGCACUUGGAGACAGACAUGCUACAAGGAGGCGUGUACGGCUCAGGUGGAGAAAGAUACGAUUCCUACGAGGCCUGUGACUCGAGGGCCGUCCUGAGUGAGCGUGACCUUUACCGGUCGGGCUACGAUUAUGGCGAACUUGACCCUGAGAUGGAAAUGGCCUACGAAGGCCAGUACGAUGCCUACAGAGACCAGUUUCGCAUGCGUGGCGGCGACACCUUUGGCCCACGGGCUCAGGGCUGGGCCCGGGACUCCCGGAGUAGCCGGCCAAUGGCCUCAGGCUAUGGGCGCAUGUGGGAAGACCCCAUGGGGGCCCGGGGCCAGUGCAUGCCUGGUGCCUCCCGGCUGCCCUCCCUCUUCUCCCAGAACAUCAUCCCGGAGUAUGGCAUGUUCCAGGGCAUGCGUGGUGGGGGUGCCUUCCCAGGCGGCUCCCGCUUUGGCUUCGGGUUUGGCAAUGGCAUGAAGCAGAUGAGGCGGACCUGGAAGACCUGGACCACAGCUGACUUCCGGACCAAGAAGAAGAAGAGAAAGCAAGGCGGCAGUCCUGAUGAGCCAGACAGCAAAGCCUCCCGAACCGACUGCUCAGACAACAGUGACUCGGACAAUGAUGAUGGUACCGAGGGAGAAACUGCAGAUGGCACUGAAGGUGCAGACGCUGUGGAAAAAGGCUGCAGAGCGGAAGGAGAAGAUGAAGAGGGAAAAGAGGAGGGGAAGGAAGAUGGCAAAGAGGAUGCAGACAAGGGGUCCCUGAAUGCCCAGGAUGAAAGUGGCCAGACAAAGCACAAGUUACAGGCAGGCAAGAAGAGCCAGGACAAACAGAAGAAGCGGCAGCGAGACCGCAUGGUGGAAAGGAUCCAGUUUGUGUGUUCACUCUGCAAGUACCGAACCUUCUAUGAGGAUGAAAUGGCCAGCCACCUUGACAGCAAGUUCCACAAGGAGCACUUUAAGUACAUAGGCACCAAGCUCCCCAAGCAGACGGCUGACUUUCUGCAGGAGUACGUCACCAACAAGACUAAGAAGACAGAGGAGCUCCGAAAAACUGUGGAGGACCUUGAUGGUCUGAUCCAGCAGAUCUAUAGAGACCAGGAUCUGACACAAGAAAUUUCCAUGGAGCAUUUUGUGAAGAAGGUUGAGGCAGCCCACUGUGCAGCCUGUGACCUCUUUAUUCCCAUGCAGUUUGGGAUCAUCCAGAAGCAUCUUAAGACCAUAGAUCACAACCGGAAUCGCAGGCUCAUGAUGGAGCAGUCUAAGAAGUCCUCCCUCAUGGUGGCCCGCAGCAUCCUUAACAACAAGCUCAUCAGCAAGAAGCUGGAGCACUACCUGAAGGGCGAGAACCCUUUCACCGACAGCCCUGAGGAGGAGAAGGAACAGGAGGAGGCCGAGGGCAGCGCCCUGGGUGUGGGGCCAUUGAUCGAAGUGGCAGGAAGCACGGAGAGUGCCGAGAGCACGCAGGCGCAGCCCCCGGUGCCCCCGGAACCGGCCCCUGGCGCCACGUCCCCACCACCGCCGCCGCCACCCCCCGAGGAAGACGAGGAGGCCGUGCCCCUGCUAGGCGGGGCGCUGCAGCGCGAGAUCCGUGGCAUCCCCGGCCUCGACGUGGAGGACGACGACGAGGAGGGCGGCGGGGGCCCCCCGUGACCAGGGUCAGGGCUGGGCUGGACGCACGUAAUGGAGGCUGGAAGCCGAGCUUAAUAAAGUUACUCCCACCCCGC
Molecule: messenger RNA, 2165 nt
Organism: Myotis daubentonii (Daubenton's bat)
Lineage: Eukaryota; Metazoa; Chordata; Mammalia; Chiroptera; Vespertilionidae
Gene: AKAP8L
Product: A-kinase anchoring protein 8 like
Cellular component (GO): nucleus; nuclear matrix
Molecular function (GO): protein kinase A regulatory subunit binding; DNA binding
Source: RefSeq, a predicted model, not a curated record